This is a messenger RNA of Lizanozyma spartinae, 2370 nucleotides long. RefSeq lists its product as uncharacterized. Bases 1 to 2370 code for a protein of 789 amino acids. NCBI's taxonomy places the organism in Eukaryota, Fungi, Ascomycota, Pichiomycetes, Serinales, Debaryomycetaceae. The transcript has a single exon. The record is from RefSeq and is a predicted model, not a curated record.
AUGUCUGACGAAUCGUUUGAGGAUUCAGAUGGCAGUGUUUUAAAACGAACCUCUUCAAAUAGUUCCUCAUCGCAUCCACUUACCGCACAACAAGUCCCAGAUAUUCAUGCUUCAUCACCCACCACGACAACACUAUUAACUUCUACCCAUCACCCUCGUCAUAUCUUAAAACACCAUUCCAAUAUUUUACCUCCUCCAAAACCUUCAUUGUUGGGAUCAAAUGUUGCAUUUGCACCUCCUCUUACUCCUCUCUCUCGACCCCAGCGAGAUCAUUCUCGUUUGGUUGAAUCUGCUCCACCUCAACGCUUGCCCCAACCAUCUUUGUCACAUCCUCAACAACUACACCAAACUUCUUCCCAUGGACUCCUUAACUCCGCAUUUUACAAUGAUGACAUGUCUCUAUCCAGAGUUGUGAACGAGACUACUCCUGCAAGACCUACUUCCAUUGCAGAUUUGGUAUCUCCAGCUAACCAUUCUGACACAACAUUCAACAUGGUACAACCCAGACCUCUUUCAAAUAUGGGGAACAACACUGGCUCACAUUCCCAGUUUUCAAUCCGCCAUCGUGUGCCUAGAGUUUCAAACGGGGUUGAAUCAUCAGUGUGCACCAGGCAAGCAGAUGGAGAGAUGGGGGUUGACGAGGAAGGAGAUAACGGGGGAGAUGAGGCAGAAGCUGAUGGCGAUGAUGACGACGAUGACGAUGACGAAGUUGAUACAGAAAGGGAACAAUCUCCCAUGCUGGCUGCAAAAGCUUUAACUAAUAUUAUUAAGCCUAAAAAGCGCAAAUACACUACUAACAAGAAUGAAAUCAAAAUCAACAAGCGUGUGAUGGCCUCUGAUACUCCAGAAGUUAUUAAAAUGUUUAAGAAGUUUGAUAACGAAGUGUUGAGUAAUGAGGAAGCAAGAAACAAGCUAUUGGUUUUAGGAUUCGAGACAAGAAAGAGAUAUAUCACUACAAUUAAACACUACAUUCGUUUCUGUGUUACCAAAGGACUAAAAGAGUUUUUAGUAACUGGGGAAUUAAUGAAAGAAUUCUACGAACAACAAUUCAGCAUCAGUGGUAGUGAUAAUCCUAUUAUUCGACUUCGAAAAAUGGAUCCAGCUUUUUCAAAGUUGCAGGAAGUUAACAAUAUUGCCUAUAAGCUAAACUCAAAACAUAUACCUAACAGAUACAUAGCUUUGGAGUUUUUGAUUAGCAAAGAGAACUCUAGCGGUGUCGAUAACACUUCUUUGAGCGAUGAUAGCGCUAUAAAAAGAAGACCGGGUUCAGAGCAUUCUGUGUCCAGCAUUGAAAUUAUGAGAUCUUCAUCCACUCCACCCAUCACAGCCAAUACGAGGUUUACUAGAAGCGCUUUUGAUAUUAGAGGAACACAAGUUCCACAACCAAGAACACCUCUUAAACGGGAAACUUCAAAGCUUGAAGUUCAAAUCCCUGGUACUAUGAUACCCGCACCAGUUACUCCAGCAUCACCUGCACCAUCCACAUCUCCAGCUUCUACAAAGGAAUCUAGUAGAUUAAGACAAUCAAGAAAGAGCGGUGGAAUAAACAAAGAAUCUGGUUCAACCAAUUUACCUGUUCGUGAGAAAAAGGUCAAGGGUAAAUUAAGAAAACUAGAUGAAAAUUUCAUGACCACUGUGAAUAAGGCAAUCACUGAAAUUAAUCUUGCCAUAUCUAACAAGCACAAGUUUAUCAAUCAAGAAAUCGAUUCAUUAUUUUUAAACAAGCGUCUAAAGGCUAGUGAUAGACUUGAUUUCAAAUUGAAUAUGAACAACAAACUUUUAGCUAUGAAGUUUGAAAUUGAAGAUUACAUAGCAGGAUUGAAGGAUAAUUUACGCUUGAGACAGGAAAAGAGUGGUAACAAUUCCGAAGUCAAGAUAGAAAAUUUUGGCGAGCCAGAUACUGAAUCAGACACAGAAGAAGAUAUUGAGAAUGACAAAAACGAUAAUGAUAAUCUGGAUGAUGAAGCAGAUGGAAUAAAUGAGGAUGACGAAGAUUAUGAAAUGGGUCAUGAUGACAGUGAAAUCAGAAAGACUACAAAAAAGAUAGCUAUGAAUAAUGAAAUUUUUACUAUUUAUGAGAUCUUAGAAGAAUGGUAUGUUGUUGAACCUACCAUUGAAAGUCGACUUAAGAAUGAUAAACUUAAUUGGGUUAAGAAUGAAAUUGAUUUACAUAUUUUCAACGAAAGAAAGUUAAUUAUAGAUUUUAUCGAAAGAAUCUCUGUGGAAUUCGAUGAAGAUCGAUUCCUUCUGGCUAAUCAUUGUGAUAGGUAUAUCAGAGAGAAACUGAUUUUGGAUGAGUUUAUUAGUGAGAUUGAGUUAGACUCUGUUGAUUUGUUUAGGAGAAUUAUCCGCUACAGACAAGGCAAUUAA